Messenger RNA from Chroicocephalus ridibundus (black-headed gull), 535 nucleotides. RefSeq names its product cell division cycle 26 (gene CDC26). Bases 93 to 362 code for a protein of 89 amino acids. Gene Ontology annotation, biological process: anaphase-promoting complex-dependent catabolic process; protein K11-linked ubiquitination; regulation of mitotic cell cycle. Gene Ontology annotation, cellular component: anaphase-promoting complex. The transcript is spliced from 2 exons. NCBI's taxonomy places the organism in Eukaryota, Metazoa, Chordata, Aves, Charadriiformes, Laridae. The record is from RefSeq and is a predicted model, not a curated record.
GGGAACCGGGCGUGCCGGGAGGCGCGGCCUGGGGGCGCUCGGUCCCGACCGGCGGCGGCGGCUGAGGCGGGGCGGUGGUGGCGGCGGCGGCGAUGCUGCGGCGGAAGCCGACGCGGCUGGAGCUGAAGCUGGACGACAUCGAGGAGUUCGAGAGCAUCCGGAAGGACCUGGAGAGCCGCAAGAAGCAGCGGGAGGAGGCGGACGCGGCGGCGGCCGGCGAGGAGGCGGCGGCGGCGGCGGCGGCCAUGGCGCUGGGCACUGACCACAAGAGCCGGGAGCAGAUGAUCAAUGACCGCAUCGGCUACAAGCCGCAGCCCAAGGCCGGCGGCCGCGCCGCCCACUUCGGCACCUUCGAGUUCUAAGGGCGGGGGCGGCCCGGCCCCACCGGCCGAGCGGGACACGGCACCGGGGGAGCCGCCAGCCCCCCGCCGGCCGGGGGUCCGAGGACGGGCCUCCUCCUACUUUCUGCUGUUUUGCUCUUUUUUUUUUUUUUUUAUUUAGUUUAUCUGGUUAACACGCCCAUGAUUCUCCCUUG